AUGUCCCCUGCCGGCAUUUUGAUCGGCAAGGUCUGGACAGACCACACAACCGGACACCAAUUUAUUACCUAUAGAGGCGCGGAAUCAGCUACUCUCCAAGCGUCUCUGCCUCUUAUUGUCACCUUUGUGGCCUCAAAAGUCUGGAACAUUGUCAGGCUGGUUUUAUGGCAUAUAUACUGGCAUAAAGGUAGCAGUGGCUUGCCUUCUCUAGGGAAGAGGCGUGCAAUAUAUUCCAAGGCUUGCUACGACCAACGCAGUAUACUCAUUCGGAACAGCGAUGGCGGCUGGACCCUUUUGAAAGACUUGGUCACCCACUACUGGCGUUGGUCAACUUUCUUCAAGGAACAUCGAACCCCUUACACAGUCUCAAUACCUUGGAUCGCACUGCCAGUCUGCCUCAUUCACUUCGCUGGAUGGACAGUAGCUGGCAUCUUGGCUAGUACAAUAUGGGCUCCCCUACGCGGCUCAUACGAUCAAGCACUCUUGACCGGCGAUUGUGGUGACAUCGCCUUUCUCAAUACCACAAGCCCGGACGAACAGUUCACUUAUCGCGCCGUCAACAAUAACUACACUAUCAGAGCUGAUGAGUAUGCAAGACAAUGCUACAUCGAUCAUAUUGACCCUACGUCUUCAUGUUCUUACUUCACGCAAAGACGAAUCGAUGUCCAGAAUGCCUCCGCUGCAUGUCCCUUCGCAGGCGACCACACCUGCCUUGUGGAUUCCAUCCCUUACAGGCUCUCGGCAACGCUAGUCGAUUCGUCAGAUAUGCUCGGCAUAAACGCCCCGGUGCAAGACAGGGUCUUCCUCACCAAACAGACAACAUGCUCCCCCGUGUCAUCACGUGGUCGUGCUGAGGUCGUCAACUACAACGAAACGACCGACCAACAGAUCUGGCCGGCUGACACGCGUCUGUAUCGGUUCUAUUAUGGAAGAAUUGGGGAAGCCAGUAGUAACGACAGCUAUGUUAGCAAUUGGACCUAUGAAUUCUCGAGCUGGAAGCCAGAGCACAACAUGCAGUAUGACAUUGCGUCAAUUCCCUAUUUUGGCGCCGCACCGUUCAACGUUUGGACUCCCAAUGUCACUUUCUGGGAUGCCAGCCGACAAGAUGCAGACGUGACACUGAUAUUUGUCAACGGCGACCAUAUCGUAUAUCGACAUCCUACCAAAGACCCGAUCUUUGCCACCGGCCAGCAGUACAUUUCCACGGCCGGUGACGUCAAUUUGACACUCUGGACGCCUGAGUACUACACAACAGUCUUAGGCUGUAUCGACCAGUAUCAGAUAUGCAACAGCAAGUAUGAUGCAAAGGCGUGUACACCACUUGUCAGCUCCUAUCGCCUGGCUCGGGAAAUAUUUAACUUGGGCCUUUCAAAAAUGCAACUUCAAACGGCCAAACGCAUCGUCAAAGCCUCUGCAGCACUCAGCACGCACUACAACGUCGACGGUCGGGGUCCAGCAGCACUCCAGGCGUCUUUGAGCGUCGCCAGCACUACACAGACCAAACAACUGCCCCCCGACCAAUGGCGGAUCGAGACCGAGCAUUGGUUCGCCACCGGUUUGGCGAAGCUCCAGCAGCUUAUUGUCGACUAUGCGGCGGCGCCGCAGAACCCAGAAGUCCGACAAGCAUUGAAGCCUCCAGCCAACUCCGCGGCCGCGGCGCAGUGCUCGUCCCAGCGCAUAAGCCUGCCCGCCGGGGCUACCAACUUCAAUCUGCUCGGGAUUGAGGUUCUGGGGAUAUUGAGUUUCAUACUAUGGAUUGCUGGCACUGUUAUAGAGUGGCUAGUCGACCGCACGCUUUUUUGGUGGGGCGAUGAACAGCGACGGCUAGAAUGGAUUGCAACUGGACCUCUUGGCCUGUCACGUCUGGGCUACCGAGCGGCGGGAUAUGGCGACGAUCAAAGCUGGAAAGGAGAGACAACAGGCAUGCCCCUAUGGCUGCCUUCCCAUCCUGACAUGCCGGACCUUGUAUUCCAGAGCGGAGCACUGCGUCUUCGACCGUCACAUGAGUUGACUGUGUUGAACAACCCUACGCCACCAUCAUCUCCACCGGCGCCUACACCGGAAACUAGACCAGCAACUCCGAGCCUGCCGCAAGCUCGCCUCCCCGUGAGCCCUCAAGCUUCGAGCAUCAAUAGCAACGCAGCGGCCCUCCCCAGUGCCGCUUCGAGACCCAUCACUUCCACACCCAUUCGUGGCAGCACAACGACAUCGUCUGUGCUCCCUCCACCAGCCCGACCAGCCCGACCAGCUGCUCAUCAACCGCAAACCCCAGCUAAUAAUUCCGCUGCUACAGUCUCCCCAGCGCAGCGACCAUCGGUGCAAGCCGCAAGCCCUUCUCCCUAG
Molecule: messenger RNA, 2343 nt
Organism: Cyphellophora europaea CBS 101466
Lineage: Eukaryota; Fungi; Ascomycota; Eurotiomycetes; Chaetothyriales; Cyphellophoraceae
Exons: 2
Coding region: 1-2343 (780 amino acids)
Source: RefSeq, a predicted model, not a curated record